AUGUCUCCCCGCGUCGUCCUGCGCCGCGCGCUCGCGUGCCUCGUCGUCCUCGCCGCCGCGCCGACCGCGCGCGCGUCGAGCGACGCCGCCGCAGACGCCGACGCCUGGCGUCUUGACUUCUCCGAACAAGGCCCGCACGACGUAUCCGUCGCGCGCGUCGCGAUCCUCCGCGCGCCUCCCGCGAUUCCGACCGACGGCGGCGUCCCCACGACCGGCGGCGAGCCCGGCGAGGUCGCGGUGUACUUCCCCACGUCGCCGACGCGUACCGCGCGCGAGCGAGGCGGCGAGAAGCUCGCGUGCGUGCUGUUCGCGCACCCGACGCACGGGUACCGGUUCGAGACGUGGGCGUCGAACAACGCGAAGCUUCUGACGCACCUCGCGUCCAGAGGCGUCGUGGUCGUCACGCCGACGCGCGUGGGCGAGCUCUCCGGCGCCGGCGCGGACGCGCCCAUCGCGGGCGGGCUGCUUCCGGGCGCGCAGUUCGUGAGGACGCUGUUUCCGCGGUACCAACGCUUUUUACUGCACGCGCUGUCGCAAGUCAUGCGGCGGUCGGAGACGCGCGACGACGGGUUCUUCGCGCCGCUGCGAGGCGCGAUCGAUCCGUUUCGCGCGGCGACGAUGGGGUUCAGCGUCGGCGGCGCGCUGGCCAUCUACGUCGCCGAAGAAGCGCAGCGCGCGAUGCCCGGCCGCGUCAAAGCCGUCGUCGCGCUCGCGCCCACCGUGGGAGACAUCGAGUACGGCGAGGAGCAGUUCGCCCUGCGCGCGCAUCGGCUGACGACGCCGCUCUUGAUGACCGCGGGGAGGAACGACGGUGCGUUCAUAUGA
Molecule: messenger RNA, 825 nt
Organism: Micromonas pusilla CCMP1545
Lineage: Eukaryota; Viridiplantae; Chlorophyta; Mamiellophyceae; Mamiellales; Mamiellaceae
Exons: 3
Coding region: 1-825 (274 amino acids)
Source: RefSeq, a predicted model, not a curated record